Messenger RNA from Suncus etruscus (white-toothed pygmy shrew), 720 nucleotides. Its product is annotated as proline-rich proteoglycan 2-like. The transcript has 2 exons. Bases 1 to 720 code for a protein of 239 amino acids. The record is from RefSeq and is a predicted model, not a curated record. Lineage: Eukaryota; Metazoa; Chordata; Mammalia; Eulipotyphla; Soricidae.
AUGGAGCGCCUCCACGACAUUCCCGGAUCGCGACCUACACCGGAACCCGACUUGAGUUCGCUGCAGCGCAGCGACUCAUCGAAUGAAACCGUCCAUGGAAGUCGGUCUGCUAAAUCCACGGGAUAUCCCCAGAGCCCUGGAUGCCCCGGGGCCAGGGCGCACGAACUCACUUUAUCGGACCCGGAGAAAUCUUCCCUCUUUUCUUCGGGGAGAUCCCCACCCCCUCCUACCGUCCUGGGCUCUGGCAUUGCCCUCCGAUUUCCACACCAAGGGACCCCAGUGCACGGCCCUGACCAGCCGCACGGCCAGUGCUUACAGCCUGGUAAGAUCAGUUCGGGGUUGGCAGCUGGCCGGGUCGGUCCCCGCGCUGCAUCCCCCCGUGGACAACGGGCCGGUUUCCCUGAGUCCCCUGAGCCAACACCGCCAUCCAACGUGGCCCCGAGACACCUCCCGCUGUUGAUGGCUCGGGGCCGCCGGCGCCAGGGCUGCAGGGCGCUGGGAUCUGCCUGGCAGGCGCAGGUGUUGACCCGGCCCCCCAUUGUCUUCUUCGAGCGCCAGGCUAAGCCCCCACCGGGGCUCAACCCACCCCUGAACCCCGCAGGCCGAGAGCAGCCGGAAACCCGCUCGUCCGAUACUCCCAAACCGGGCGGUCCCCCCACCCCACCCCGUUUCCAUUUUUCCCUGCCAGUCUCUUCCUCGCCACAUAUUUAUGCACCCUGA